Molecule: messenger RNA, 366 nt
Organism: Dentiscutata erythropus
Lineage: Eukaryota; Fungi; Glomeromycota; Glomeromycetes; Diversisporales; Gigasporaceae
Source: the annotation of a GenBank genome assembly
AUGCCAGUAAGCGAAGAACAACUAGAUGUUGCUUAUUAUGGACAAAUUACCUUCGGCACAGGCACCCCACAGAAUUUUGAUAUACAAUUUGAUACAGGAUUAGGCGAUUUAUUUGUUUUGAGUAAAGAUUGUAAUUCAGAAUCAUGCCAAAAUGAUAACCCUAAAUAUGAUUCAAGUCUUGAUACAGCUUUCAGUCCAAUCGAUGGUAAAAAUUUCUCAGUCGAAUACGCUGAUGGCACAGAUGUAAGCGGGGAUUCAGCCAAGACCACUAUUGUAUUAGCGGGUAUUUCGUUAGAGCAACAAGAGUUUGGAGUGGUUACUGAAGUUUCUGAUAAUUUUGAACAUCCAUAUGGGGAUGGCAUUUAG